UUGUGUGUGCUCGGACAUUGAGUUGCUAAAUUGACAGACCAUUUUUGGGGCCUCAACAUUUGUCAUUGUAGUUGGAUUGACACCCGCCCCUCUCAAAAAAUGGCCUUCCACUACGGCCAUUUCGUGGUUGUCUUGUCUUUUGGGGUACAUUUCGUGGUGUAUGGCAUGGCAUUUUCAGUCGGAGUGUGGAACACCGUAUUUUUGGAACAGUUAGGUCAAUCCCAUGCUUCGACUGCGAUUCUAGGCUCAUUGCUGAAUGCCAUGCUCUUUAUUAAUGGCUUUAUCUCGAGUUACCUUAUUGAUACAUUCGGAUGUCGCGUAUUAGUUAUUGCUGGCGGCAUAUUAACAGAGAUCGGACUUUUAUUCAGUACUAUGGCCACGAGUUUGCACUUUUUAAUGCUCUCAUUUUCCAUGAUGGUUGGAACGGGUAUUGGGAUUAGUUUUUUGCCCUCAAUCGUGAUUGUGGAACAAUACUUUCAACAGAAAGCCACAUUUCCCAUUGGGGUGGCAGCGUCGGGUCUUGGAGUUGGAACGAUCCUGUUUCCAUUUGUAACAGAGUGAGAAAUGCUUCUUUACGCAUGUGCAACCAUUCAAUUUUUGCUUGAACCACCUUGCAGGUUUUUCCUCUCAAUUUUGUCCUGGCGAUCUGCCUUGAUGGCUAACGCAUUGGUUUCCUCGAUCUUACUGAUUUGUGGACUUCUGAUGAAGGAUUUGGAUCUUCCAUCAAGUCGAUUGAGUUCCCAACCGUUAUGGAAUCAACUCAGACAAUUUUCUAGUACACAGAAAUUGGCCCUAGCCAUGUUUGGCUUCAAUAAUCUCUUUUAUUUAUCUGGCAUCUCCAUCGUCAUGAUGCACGUCGUUGCUUUUGUAGACAAAAAUGGCAUCAUAUCUCAGGACCACUAUCCCAUGAUCAUCAGCUUCAUUGGUCUAUGCAAUUUGCUGGGUAGAAUCGUUUUGGGCUUCAUCUGCCAAUGGAAAGCAUGCUCCAGUACUCUGGUCUACGUCUUCAGUAACGUGGUUUCAGGUCUAGCCAUUUUAUUAAUCGUGUUCAAAGUGCAAACCUGUGGUAAGUUCAGCCAACCCACACGGAACUCAGUCAAGCACGAUCUUUUUUUUUGGUUCCAAGUUUACCUUGGUUGCGCACUUUUUGGCUUCUUCUCAGGCUGCAUCGGUCCAAUGAUUCCAGACAUUUUAAUCCAGUUACUGGGUCGACGUUCACUGGCAUUGGGUUACGGGAUUCUUCUGCUUUUUGAAGCCACGGGUUCUUUCGGUGGUCCACUUCUCGCUGGCUACUUAGUGGAUAUUCAUCAAUCCUAUGAACGAUGCUUCUAUCUGGCUGGUGGCAGUCUCGCAUUAGCCGCUGUCUUUAUGCUCCUUCCGUGGGGCGUGAUCAAAUCCAUGGACCGAUACCAAAUCCCAGCUCAAAUCGUGAUCGAAGAAAUCUUGGACCCACGGCUCGACGAAGAACAUUCAUCUUGAUCAUUAAUUACUGUACCAAUAUAUCAAUCAAUCAAUA
This is a messenger RNA of Tigriopus californicus, 1516 nucleotides long. RefSeq names its product monocarboxylate transporter 12-like. Gene Ontology annotation, biological process: transmembrane transport; monocarboxylic acid transport. The transcript is spliced from 4 exons. NCBI's taxonomy places the organism in Eukaryota, Metazoa, Arthropoda, Copepoda, Harpacticoida, Harpacticidae. The record is from RefSeq and is a predicted model, not a curated record. Gene Ontology annotation, molecular function: monocarboxylic acid transmembrane transporter activity.